GGCGGUGUAAAUUUCGAUACGUUUAUUUUUAUCUAUUCGACCUUGUCAACAAAUUGUCGUACAAUUGUCGGAGUAAUUUAAAGACCCCUGCCAAGCUUGUAGCUAAAGAGCGUUCGUACUCGUACGAUUUGUGUGUUUUAAUUUUAAAGCAAGACACCAUGGAAGAAAAUUAUGGAAAAUUCAUAGCCAAUAUUCUUAGCACCUUAACCAUACUAUCGUGUCUUUUUUUAAAAGUACCUCAGAUAUUAAGUGUGAGGAGGGCGAAAUCUGCAGACUGCAUAUACAUUCAAGCCAUGGCAUUGGAAAUUGCAGGGUUCACAGUAGUGACUUUGUAUAAUUUCACAAACAAGUACAGCCUCAUGACCUACAUGGAGUACCCAAUUAUAUUAAUGCAAAUGUAUAUCUUGCUAUACUAUGUGCUGAAAUAUAAAUAUUUACUUGGGUCAUGUGCAGUGCCAAUUUCAGCACUUGUUUAUUUCUUAACUGUACUGGGAUUUGCAGUAGACUUUCUGCCAAAAGAUAUUCUGUACUACCUUGUGCCAUUAUGCACACCUCUUAGUGGCUUCGCAAAAAUAUCAUACAUUUACGGAAUGAUUAAAACAGGCAACGCUGAUGAUAUUUCAUUGAUAACAUGGAUCAUAUCCCUAUCUACUAAUUUGUCGCGCUUGUUUACUGUAUACAUAGACUCGGCUGAUAUGAAGUUGAUGUGCAAUUUUUUAAUAUCAGCAUGCCUCAGUGGUGGAGUUUUGGCAACUGCGGUGUUCUAUCAGAAACAUUGCUCUAUAAAAAUACAUUGUACUAAAGAAUUAAAAUUCAAAAAAUACAAAUAGAAGGUUAAUGUAUUAUCAUCAGUCAAAUCUUUUGUCUAUUAGUCAAAAUUAAAUAAAUGAAGUCUUGAAGUUACAUUAAAGGAUUUGU
This is a messenger RNA of Papilio machaon (common yellow swallowtail), 918 nucleotides long. RefSeq names its product solute carrier family 66 member 3. The coding region runs from base 159 to 830 and encodes 223 amino acids. Lineage: Eukaryota; Metazoa; Arthropoda; Insecta; Lepidoptera; Papilionidae. The record is from RefSeq and is a predicted model, not a curated record. The transcript is spliced from 5 exons.